AUCAUGCAGUGCAAAAAGAUCUGAAACAGAAGUCAACUUUGAAUCUCAGUCCAUUGAAUGAUCUCCCAAGGAAGGUUACAGAUCAUGGCAGCUAACUGAAUCUUGGAAGUGUGGUAGCAUUAAGACCUUGAGUGAUAUGGAUUCGACAUUGUUUAUAUACUGAAAAUAUAUAAGAUACAUGAGUAUAUAUAUGUAUGUAUGUAUAUGUGAUAUAUGUAUGUACGCAUUAAUGAAAAUAUGUUAGAUAUGGUACCUUGAUUAAAUUACAAGUGUAGCAGAGACAAAAAAAUGAUAAUGAUGUAUGCCAGGUGUAAGAGAAGAUGAACUCAAUGCACAACAGUUUUGGUGGUUCAGGAGGGUACCCGGGGCCCUACCCUGGGUAUGUGCCACCCCCAACAGCCCUCCCCUACUACAAUGGCUACCCAGGUGACCUGACUCAAGUAUCCAGCCCUUAUUAUGGCAAACCAGCCGCCGUCCCUCCAGGGUAUUCCUCAGGCAUGGGCAGCUACUCUGCCCCUCCCAUCAACAACUCUUCAAUGUACUACCAGCAGUAUGGGCUCGGGUACCAGUAUGGGUACACAAAGUAUGGCUUGGGGUCAGGGCUGGGCUCCAGCCUGGGUUCAAACUUGGGCUACUCUUCAGAGCUUGCUGGAGCCUCAGGCAUCACGCCUCCCUCCCUGGGAGGACUGCAAGCUCCCACCACAGACCUUGGUUUAACGGGCUCUAUGUUCUCAAAAGGGAAAUACAAUGGUGGGCAGGGUAGUCCGUCACCACUGACUGCUGCUGGACUGGGUGUGGGGCAUGGGGGUUCAUCUUUAUUAUCACCUGUUACUUCCACGCCUCCAUCCCCAGGACCUCACAACAUCCCGAGUGGACUAGCAGGUACAGGUGCAACCCCAAGCCCCCCUGUCGACAUCAUUGAAUCGAAGAAAGACCUAGACAAAAUGCGAAGAUGUCAGGUGUGCGGGCAGGUGUUUCGUCUGAUGAGUGAAUGUCUUGCCCACAUGAAAUCGGUGCACGCAGUUCAUGAAGCACCACUCAGUGUGUACAGCUUACAGCAUAGUGCUGGAAGUCACCUCACACAGUCUCUCUCAUCAACAACCUCCUCGGGAGUCCCCUCUGCCCUCAGUACGAGCCUUGGGCCCCCCAACAGCACCAGAGCAGGUGGAGUGGGUGCUCCUGACAGCCCCCUGAUGGCACUGGAACGUAUGGGCUGGGGGGAGAAGCAGAGCCUCUUACCGUCUCUGCAUGCCUCCCCCUCACCUCUUACUCCAGCUUACACCCCUGCUCCAGCUGUCACUCCUGGGCCUCAACACCCGUCCACCCAGCACCUGUCCAGCCAACACAUGUCUAGCCAGCACCCCCCUAGCCAGCACCACCCACAACACCACUCAUCUCAACACUCGGCUCAACACACCUCCAAUCACCACCCUGCCUCUCAAACCCCCCCAGCACCACACCCCCUGAUGGAGACCAGUCAAGACCACCACAGUGCGCGAACACCAGUUAGUAGCUUAUCCAUGACAUACUCCAUGAGGACAGAUACGCAAGUUUCUCAGGCUCAUAGUAGACAUGCGUAUUCAAGCCCAACAUGCUCAGUGCCAGAGAAUAUUCCAGUGAGUGACACCAGAACUGAAAUAGGAGUAAGUUCAAAUUACAGUAAGCCAAGGAAAACAAGUUCUUAUUCAGUGUCUAGUAUUAUUGGAGAAACAAAAGAAAGGGUGAUUGAACGUGAAAGUAAUGUUGCACAUGAAAUACCUAAUAGUUUGACAGGUCAGAGUCCAACCAGAAGACAGGUGUCCCCAGCAGGAAGAUCAUCUAUGCCAGAUGGGUUUGAGCAGAGAAUAUCGCAGCUGAAACAGCAGUCGGCAGAAAACUCUCACUGUUCCCGGACUGCAUCUCGGACAGCUGCUGAAGAGUACAGUAUGCCAGAGAGGGAGACCCAGGGGCAGAAGGAGCAAGUAGUGCCAGAUCAGCAUCACAGCCAGCAAGUAGAUGUGCACAAAGGAUUGCAGAUGUCCCAUGGAACACCUGAUAGCCAGAAAGAGGACCAAAAGUCCUUAGCAGAUGAGAGGAGAGAUGUUCCAGAGGAUUUGUCACGUCAUGUGCCGUCGUCCCCAACGACUAUCCAUGGAACACUCCCCUCUCUGCACCAUGUUCCAUCAAGGGAAACCUCUCACGUUCAGGAAGAGAUGAUGUACGAAAAGACAGAAAAGAAACGCCAUCUGAAUUCUCGUAUGGAAGAUACCAGUGAUUCUACUCGAGUAAAUUCUCCACAGCAGAAAGAGGAUGAUAGAACCAACAGUUCCAUUGUUAAUCAACAACCUAGUCCUCAGGAGGUUGCCAAGGAGCCAUUAUCCAUGGAAAAAGCCACUGCAGUUUUGAAGGAACAGGUGUCACAGAUUGGUAAGCGGUCCUGGAGCCCAGCUCAAUCGCACUAUGUGCAGCAUCAAUUGCCACAGCAACAACAGACUAGCUAUCAACAGACUAAUCAGCAGCAGCAGCCAGCAUCUGCUGCGCAGCAUCAAGUACCACAGCCUAAACACCAGCAAGCCCAACAGUCUCAGCAUCAGCAGUCACAGUUAUCACAGCAACAGUCACAGCUGUCCCAACAUCAGCAGCCACAGGCACCACAGCACUUGCAAGGCCAGCAACAGCAGCAGCAGCAGCAAGGGCAGCAGGUUCACCAUCAUCAAGGACAGCAGUCACAGCAGAACUCCCAGCAGCCACAACAGUCUCAGCAUCAAGCACAACAGACUCAGCAGCCCUCACAACUGUCCCAGUCACAGCAACAACCUACACAAAUUUCCCAAUCCCAACAGACCCAGCAGCUAUCACAGCCACAGCAGCAGUCACAGCUGACACAGCCACAGCAACCCCCACAGAUUCAAGCUCAACACCCACCACAACUGUCCCAGGCUCAGCAAGCCCCGAAGCCACAGCCGCCCCCAUCACAGCAGCCACAGCAGCACCACCAUCCACAGCAGCAACGGCAGCCCCAACAGCCUGGCUACUCCAACUGGUCAGGAGGUGUGGGCUCAGGAUACUCAGGUCAAGGCACUCAGUACCCGUAUGGAUAUUCUCAGGGUAGUAAUAGUCAGUCUUCUGCAGGCGGUCAGCACCCCCAGUCUCCCAUGGCAGCUCACAAGUCCUCUAGCUACCACCCCAUGCCAAAUAACUAUGCAUCUCCAUAUGGAGCAUCGCCAGGCUCAGGCUAUCCUCCUGAUCUGGCUGGUCGGGGCCCCCCAGGUCAGCAAGGAUAUCCAGCUGCUCACUGGUAUGCUGCAGCUGGUGCUGGCCGCAUGGACUCAAAGUCAGGCUGGAAUAUCUGGGGUGGCCAGGGGCACCAGCCUGCAGGAUUUCCACAGUCAUAUGCUCCUUACCCAUACCCAGCUGCAGGCCAGCAGCAACAGCAAAAGUCACAGCUUUCACAGCAACAGUCACAGCAACAACAUUCCCAGCCACAGAAACAGUCACAGCCAGCACAGCCUCAGCUGCCACAGCCAUCACAGUCUCUGCAAGCACAAUCACAGCAGAUACUACAGUCUCAGAUCAUGCAGUCUCAGCCACAGCCCCCAAUACAAACGCAACACCAACCCCCUCAGCCUCAGGGUGGGCCUUCCCAGGCCCUCCAGACACAGGGGCCUCAGCCCCCGCAACCUAAAACCCCUCGGCCAAAAACACCACAGUCACAGCCACAACCACAAACUGCGCCUCCACACACACCUCAGCAACAGCCACACACCCCACAGACGCAGCCUCAUACCCCACAGCAACCCCCACACACUCCACAGCAACCACCACACACUCCUCAGCAACCUCCACAAACUCCACAGCAACAGGCACCACAGAUGCAACCACCACAAGUACAGCCACCCUCCCAUUCACAGCCUCAACAAACACCACAACAGCCACAGCCACAGCCACAGCAACUACCACAACCACAACAGCAACAACAGACCCACAAACAACAGCCAGAACCACAACUCCAGAUGCAGCCGGAAGUACCACCCCAGUCAAUGGCAGCAACACCUGAGCCCCAGGCAGCAGAGGGGUCACAGGAGGCUCUGGGCUCCAGACAAUCAGAGCAAGAGCUAGAGGAAGCUCUUGAUCAAGAAAAUGCUGAGAAUGAGGAAGAGGAGCAGCUUGAGCAUUAUCCGCCUGCUGAACGGGCAAAUUCAGAGGAUCCUGAUUUCCAAAAGGAAAAACUUGCUGCUGUAGACAAUCACAUGGAUUACCAAAGCAAGUCAAAGGUAACAACUCGUCCCCCAACAAAUUCAGUCCCAAAGAAACCAGUGUAUAAGAUUGGACCCAAGAGCAAAACAUUGGCAGCAAAGCAAUACAGUCAAAUUGAUGAUCUAGAUGACUACAAGUGCACUAUAACAGUCCAUGAAAAUGGGUCUGUCAAUGGCUAUGGGGUCCUGCCCACUCAUCCAUCAGCAGUGAAAGGUAACUCUCAGUCCUGCGAUUCCUCAGAUAGUGAAAUAAAUAGUGAAGAUGGAUCUCCAACCUUUGUUCAACUUCGACCAGCAAAACGACGCCGUAAAAGUCAAAGCCGGGAGGGAAUCUUUAUAGGUCCUAAACGUGUCAAACAGGCUAGGCUCGUAAGAGAGCGGCAGGAACGCCGGCACCGCCACCUGCAGGAGCAACUGCGUCAGACAGAGCUGGAGGAACAAAUCCAAGCAAUAAGAGCCGAGAAGUCGAGUGAGGAGGAUGGACCGCUUGGCAACAUGUUAGUCAAGUCCUCCAUCAUCUUGGCAGACUCACAGAUGGAGGAACAGGACAAUGUAGAGCAGUGCAUUGCCACCAUCAAGGCGCAGCAAAUGGCUGUCAACUCAUCUGAAUCAGGCAAUGAGCCUGACAGUGGGGACAAACUUUCUUCAUCCUCGGGACAGGUGGUGGGUAAAAAAGCAAAGAAAUCACAUACCAGUAAAGUGUUCCAUAAUGAGAACUCAGUGAUCAUAAAAACGCUUCCACGACCUGUGUCAACUCGUAAAUUAAGAGCCAAGGAUUUUAAAUGGAGCCAUUAUAUUAAGUCUAUGAGGUAUUGGUGUAGUGACUGUGCUCAUGGCUUUAAAAACCAGAAGGAAGUGGCAUUGCAUUCUGAAGACCGGUGCAAAUGGAACUGUCUCUACAUGCUUGAGUGUUAUGUCAUUGUGAAGGAUGUCCAAGCUCACCCUCAGUAUGGACCAAAGGUCCAGGAGCUGCUAGAGGAGUACCAGGUGGAUGGACAGCACAAGUGCAAGACCUGUGGAGAGAUCAUUGCGCGUAAGGCUGACUUCCUGGUGCACGUAGACACCCACAAGGACUUCAUGCCAUGGGAGUGCACCAUAUGCGGCUCACGCUUCAAGAUCCGAGGCUCCCUCAAGGAGCACCUGCGUUAUACUCACAUGAAGGGCCGAGUGCCCUGCCUCAAGUGCAAUAAAGUGUUCCCAACCUCCACUCUACUCAGACAGCAUGUUAAGGUAGUGUAUCCACAGUAUUUUGGUUCUCUUUUUUUUUUUCCUCUUUUAUUUUUAUUAUUAUUUUUUUUUUGUUUUACUAAUACCAGAGCUACAUAUCUAUGUUUUUGUGUAUUUAAGAUAGAUUUGUUAUCUAAUGUAUUUAAUACAUAUUAAUAUAGCAUAUACUAACAAAGUAUAAUGUUUAAAGCUCAUGCUAACAUUGACUUAAAGGAAAUAGGAUUAAUAGGUCUUUAUAAUGUUGAGCAAAUGUUUGGAGGCUGUUCAUACAGGUAUUUGCUUUCAGUAUUAUAUCUUUUUUAUUCUUAUUGUCACCAGUAUCUUUUCUUUUUAUUUGGUUCUUUUGCAAGUCUU
Penaeus vannamei (Pacific white shrimp) is the source of this 5816-nucleotide messenger RNA. The record is from RefSeq and is a predicted model, not a curated record. Lineage: Eukaryota; Metazoa; Arthropoda; Malacostraca; Decapoda; Penaeidae.